This is a messenger RNA of Lethenteron reissneri (Far Eastern brook lamprey), 429 nucleotides long. Its product is annotated as ubiquitin carboxyl-terminal hydrolase 17-like protein B. Gene Ontology annotation, molecular function: cysteine-type deubiquitinase activity. Gene Ontology annotation, cellular component: nucleus; cytosol. Lineage: Eukaryota; Metazoa; Chordata; Hyperoartia; Petromyzontiformes; Petromyzontidae. The record is from RefSeq and is a predicted model, not a curated record. Gene Ontology annotation, biological process: regulation of apoptotic process; protein deubiquitination.
CGGCCAUUCAUGUCGCAGGAGGACGACGCAGCCCCUGUAGUGUACAGGUUAUACUCGGUCCUUGUGCACUCUGGGAAAUGCAGCACAGAGGGACAUUACUACUGUUACAACAAGAUCUGCGAUGGGAGAUGGUUCCGGAUGGACGACGACUUGGUGACGCCAGUCGACACCAGGGUGGUCAUGGAGAAACAGGCAUACAUCCUCUUCUACGUCAGGUCCCCAGAGAUGAAGGCCAUACCCGUGUGCAGUCAAAUCAACGGCGGCCAUGGGAAAUGGCAUCAAAAGAGGCGGCAGCGACGACCCUGACCCCGGAGAUCAACCGUGAUCACUGAUGGAUGAUAUCACACGAGGGACGUGGUCAAGUUGCUGCCCCUGCCACCACCGCUGCCACCGCUGCAAGGGCGAUGCACACCGGGUCCUGAUGAAUAC